Molecule: messenger RNA, 6149 nt
Organism: Odontomachus brunneus
Lineage: Eukaryota; Metazoa; Arthropoda; Insecta; Hymenoptera; Formicidae
Gene: Abl
Product: tyrosine-protein kinase Abl
Exons: 10
Coding region: 477-5024 (1515 amino acids)
Biological process (GO): protein phosphorylation
Molecular function (GO): non-membrane spanning protein tyrosine kinase activity; ATP binding; protein binding
Source: RefSeq, a predicted model, not a curated record
GGCUGGCCCGUAGAAACGGCGGCGGAAGCAUAGAAAUCGGCCCAGGCCGUGCUGCCGCACAGUAAUGCAUCGACAAACUAAAUAAUCGACGUCAAAAGCUGUCAAAUAUGGCGAAGGCAGCGCGAGCGAGCGGUAAUUGACAUGUAAAAAUGUGAAUAGGCCUACCGCGCGACCGCAACGUCGAUUUGCGCCUCGAAGAGAGGGAGCGAACGCACCUGCGACGACUGGCACGGUGUCACGCGCGCGAAUCAACGGAACACGAACGACGACGACGACAGUGACGACGACGACGACGGGGGCGACGACGUCGACGACGACGAUGACGAUAAUGAUAAUGAUGAUGUUGGGCUCGCCGGUGCCCGAUCGCCGGAAGUGAGGAGUGCGCAAGGGUGGUCUGCGGACAGGCCUGGGUAACGCAACUCGCCGCCGGGCCGGAGACGGAACACACGAGGGCAUGGUAUAAUCGUCGGACAGCCAUGGGUGCACAGCAGACCAAGGACAGGGUGAUCCCCGCCGGGUCGACCGUGCGGCAGACGCGCAAGCAGCCCAGGAACCUCAAGGAAUCGCGCAUCGUAGGCUCUAACAUAUUCACCGAGCACAGUGAGGCACUCUUGCAAAGUAGACCGCUACCACACAUUCCAGCAUUGCCUGAAGGUGAUCCUCCAAGUGGCUCUAGUGUUCAAUCAAUUUCACAGCAAGCGAAUGUUCAACAACAUACUAGUGUGUCUGCUACUGGACUUCUUGAAGCAGCAAAUAGAUGGACUAGCAAAGAAAAUCUACUGGCCCAGGAGGAAGAUGACCCUCAAUUAUUUGUUGCCUUGUAUGAUUUUCAAGCUGGUGGGGAGAAUCAACUGAGUCUGAAGAAAGGCGAGCAAGUACGUAUCCUAAGCUACAAUAAAAGCGGCGAAUGGUGCGAGGCCCACUCGAGCACUGGACAGGUGGGAUGGGUACCGUCGAAUUACGUGACUCCCGUGAACUCCCUAGAGAAACACUCUUGGUAUCACGGGAGAAUAUCUAGGAACGCUGCCGAGUAUCUUCUGAGUUCGGGGAUAAACGGCAGUUUUCUCGUGCGGGAGUCGGAGAGCAGUCCUGGUCAGCGCAGCAUCUCGCUAAGAUACGAGGGUCGCGUAUAUCACUACAGGAUCAAUGAGGACAGCGAGGGCAAGAUGUUUGUAACGACGGAGAGCAAGUUCAACACGCUGGCUGAACUGGUGCAUCACCAUUCAAUGCUUGCCGACGGCCUUAUCACGCAACUAUUGUACCCCGCGCCAAAGCACAAUAAGCCUACCGUCUUCCCAUUGAGUCCCGAACCGGACGAAUGGGAAAUCAAUAGAACAGACAUAGUAAUGAGGCAUAAGUUAGGAGGCGGACAAUAUGGCGAUGUGUACGAAGCGGUCUGGAAGAGAUACAACAUGACCGUGGCGGUUAAAACGCUUAAGGAGGACACGAUGGCUCUGAAGGAUUUCCUGGAAGAAGCGGCUAUAAUGAAGGAGAUGAAACAUAGAAACCUAGUGCAAUUGCUGGGAGUGUGUACGCGCGAGCCGCCGUUCUAUAUUAUCACGGAGUUUAUGAGCAAGGGUAACUUGUUGGAUUAUUUGCGAAACGAGAGUAAACACCAAAUCAACGCCGUGGUGCUGAUGCAUAUGGCUACGCAGAUUGCGAGCGGCAUGAAUUACUUAGAGAGUAGGAACUUUAUUCAUCGCGACUUGGCCGCCAGGAACUGCCUAGUUGGCGAAAAUCAUCUCGUCAAGGUCGCGGAUUUCGGUCUAGCUCGUCUCAUGAGAGACGACACGUAUACAGCUCAUGCUGGUGCAAAAUUCCCCAUCAAAUGGACCGCGCCAGAGGGUUUAGCGUACAAUAAAUUUUCUACAAAGUCUGAUGUUUGGGCAUUUGGUAUUCUAUUAUGGGAAAUCGCUACCUACGGCAUGUCUCCGUAUCCCGGUGUCGACCUGACUGACGUUUAUCACAUGCUAGAGAAGGGCUAUCGAAUGGAUUGCCCUCCCGGUUGCCCGCCAAAGGUCUACGAACUAAUGCGUCAGUGCUGGCAAUGGUCAGCGGCGGAUCGGCCAACUUUCAAGGAAAUACAUCAUUCGUUAGAAAAUAUGUUUCAAGAAUCGAGUAUCACCGAAGAAGUAGAGAAGCAGCUCCAAGGUGGGGGAGAGAUGCCAUUACUUUCAUAUAAGAAAUCACAGACUGGAAGCACAGGAAAUAUACACGGUCUUGUUCUUGUGUCCGAGCAAUUGUCUUCUUCUGGCAUAACGCAAGGAGCCAGUUCGGUAACCAAAUUGAGCACGUUCAUGGGUGGUUUAUCAAGUAGGAGUAACAGCAAUAUGGUCCAAAUGCGAAGAUCCACCAACAAGAAGGGAAAACAAGCGCCGGCACCUCCUAAACGAACAAGUCUGCUGUCGUCGUGCAGUUCUUUCCGAGAUUCCGCCUACCAAGAGCAAGACCAGCAAAAUGUUGAAGUGAGCACUAUGACGCUUGACGAUGGCACAGAUCUAAAUGGUAUUGAUAAGAUUUUUGAAGGUAUCACACGUGAUCUCGUGACAAUGGCUACACAGUCAAUUACUACAGGAGGUUGCGAUAUGGACGACGACGGAGAUGGGUCGCAAGGGACAGCCGAACAUAACUUUAUUCCUCCACCGUCAACCUCGCCGGAACCUGUAUCCAACUUACCGUGCAAUCAGAAACAAAUAAAAUCUCGACCUUACACGUCUAAGGAGGUACUGCCUCAGAAGCUGGUACAUGUGGGUGCACUGGAGGUGCAAAAUGUUAAGCGAGCGAUCAACCGUUACGGCACGCUGCCGAAAGGCGCCCGGAUCGGAGCGUACUUGGAAUCUCUGCGGCAGAGCGGCAUGCCGUCGAAUCAGGAGAACGUUGUUCCGGUCGCGGCCACUUUAUCGUCCGCCAUGGAACAGCAGCAGGAGAACGCGGGCGCCGUCGACACCGCGCCGCAGCAUCGCUCGCUGUCGCCCCGCCAGAACAACCUACGUAGCCAGCCCCAGAUGACGCGCAGCAAUUCUUCGAGCGGCGUGGUGAACACCUAUCAGCCGCCAAACUCGCCGCGCAGCCGCGCCGUGGCCGUCCGCAAGAACAACGUGGACGGCGGCAUCGGUCUGCGGACGUUUCGUGCGCCCAACAACUCCAGCUUCCGCACCGCCAGCCCAUCCAGAUCGAUCCAGCCGACCCUGGCCGACCUGGAGUUUCCGCCUCCGCCGGUGGACCUACCGCCGCCUCCAGACGAGGCCUUCAGCGAUCAAUGCGACUUGCCGCCGCCAGCGACGGCGUCGCCGUGCACGGAGACUUCUCAUAAGACAGCGGCCAGCUCACCGGUCGGUAUCAGAAAAUUGAAGGCGGAAUGGAGGAGCAAAGACGAGGUGAGUGACGAUCAGGAGGAUAGGAAUAGCGACGUGAGAAACUCGGAGCCGUCGGUGAAAGAGGCUAGCUCACGAUUCGGCGUGAAUUUGCGGCGUCGGGACAUCUCCAGCGACGCGCACUGCGGCGUCGGCAAGUCCGCGGACGAGAAGAAGAUAGUGUACAAGCCCAAGGAGAUCAGCGCCGUCAUCACGAAGAUAGAUCCGCCGGAGUUGCCCCCGCCUGUUGCCGCGCCUGAAGAAGCACCCCCGCCACCUCCGCCGCCGCCGCCACCCCUCGGUUCUGGCAAUGCCAGCGACACAUUCGAAUCGAAACCCGGUAUGAAGGAGAUGCUGGAGCUCAAGUUAAUCAACGAGAUUAAGCAAAGCGCAGACAUGAAGCAUGGCGCUGGUACUACGAAGAAAGCCGGCGCCGCCAACAGUGCACCUUCGUCCGCAGCGCCUCUCGACCCGGCGUCGCAGUUGCUGUCUGAGCUGUGUGCCAGCUUCAGCAUGGACUCCGCCAAGCAGCAACACGUCGCCGCGAGCGAGUACGCGAUCACGACGUUGAAAAGUACCGGCGACAUGAUGUCCGGCGGCGUUCAAGAACACCACACAACCACACAGACCACGCUCGACAGGAACACCAGUCUCAAGGAAAUCAUCCCAUUGACCUCACCUAUCACGGAAGGUAUUCUAAGUGCCACUAACGUAGGCUUCAAACUGAAGAAAGUAGACAAGAGAAGUAAUGUGCAGAAAGAGGAGAACUCGGACACCCAGCAAAUCAUAGACUUCAAGGCUCGCCUGCGGAAGGUGGACAAUGCUGACAAGGAUCGAGCCGCGGACGAGAAGAGCAAGCGCUUCGACGACGCGGCGAGUACUAUCGCGGACUCGACCGAAUCGUCCGGCGUGGACGACCCGAACGACGAUAAGCGCCGCAGCACCGGCAGUAUUAGUAGCCUAAAGAAAUUGUGGGAGAACAAAGAGGCUUCUUGUGAUAAUCAACCGCUUAGUCCUAAAUUAAACGUGCGCGGACCCGGCAAGCAGGACGUCGGCGACGCCAGCGAGGAUUCACCGGAGGAUCACAGCGGCGCGUCAACCAGGAGUUCCACUAGCAAGGAUGAUCCGCGGAUUUGGCCGCCGCCGAUGUCCUCGGUGACCACGUCUGAUGUGGAGAAGCCGAUCGUCCCGGCAAAGCCGUUGAAGCCUCUCGGGCCUUCCAGCAAGCACUUUGGUUCCUCAAUAUACGCCACACCCAAUUGCAACAAGCCGCCAUUGUCGCAAAGUGACGAAGAUAGCGGCAGCAAGCAAGCAGGCGGUGGCGGCAGCAGUGGCAACGAGUCCGCGAAGGGAGUAAAGCACAGCGUGAUCGAGAUCUCGAACGUCAUAGAGAACAGCAUCCUGAACUUGAAGGGCAGUCCUACCAUCGUUAUGGCUAGCUGGCUACAACUGUCCGACAAAGUAGGCCUGCUGCACGGCAUGUGCGUCAAUCUCACUGAUACAGCGAUUGCGCCCCAUGCUAGGUUCCAAUUUCGCGAUCUGCUCACCAGGCUGGAGCUGCAGGCGAGACAGCUGCGGGCCGCCGGUACGCGCAACAUCACCGAGAAUACGAGACUGUUGAGUGACGUGCAAAACACGAUAAAGGACGUGAUAAACACGGUGCAGAGAUAAAAUAGCGAGCCGGCGGGUUGGAAAAAUCAAAACGAGCGUUUCAUCCUCCACUACCCUGCGCGACUUCUCCUGUCUGCCUGCCCUCUGCCUGGCCGAGAGGUGUUUCCCCGCUGGAUCGCAGAAUUCUCACUCUCUGUCUCUUCACUCGCCAUCUCCUCCUUCAUCCUCACAUCUUUCUCACUAUCUCUCGUCGGAUCCCCAUGGGCGUAUAGUAUACAUAAAAAUCUACGUUAUAAAUAUCUAUAUCUAAGUCACUAUAUGAUAAGGUCUGUCGAAGAGCGGAGCCCUGUUUUGGAAUCUAGCAACUAAUUUUUGAGCGAACAUAGUAAGCGUGAGCUAGUGUGAAUAAGAACUCGGAUCGAGAGAAAUGCGACUGCAUGAUCGUUAGGGUGGAUUAAUCCAAAGUUGCAUGAGCCGAACGAUCGCCGGUAUGCUUCUCGACAUGUAGAAAUAUACGGGCACACACACACCUUUCGACAUACGGGACACACGCGCAAUAACACACACACACACACAUAAAAUGCGUACAUACAGCUCGAACGGGAUCCUGUGCUGCAACUCAAAGUUCGUAUACAUUUACACUUUCACCUGUUUACAGCAUUCGCGUUUUUUUUUUUUUUUUUUUGGAGAGAUCACGGGCGUAACUCACGGGCGUAACUCACGGGCCUGGCAGAAACUCGGCCUUAUUCAAGACGAAAAGUAUACACCUUUGCAUGAUCGAACCAUUUCUAUGUCGAGACGUUUGACGAUUUUCAUAUAUGAUAGUAAAUAUGUGUGAUUAUAAUUACUGGAUGGAAUUAACCGAUCACGCAAAUACUCUUUCUCUCUCUUUCUCUCUCUCUCUCUCUUUCGGUAGUGCGGAAAAACGGAAUACUCGGCACGAGGGAAACGUAAGAGUCGUCGCAUACGCGCGCGCAGACUAUCGACACGCUAAAAAAAAUCAAUAUCUCGAAUCGCUUAUAUGUACCGCGUAAAAAAUCGUUUCGUUUUACAUGUAAUUUUAUACACACACGUCGUGCUUAGUAUAUAUAUACAUUAUAUAUUAUAUAUACACGAGAUUUUUAGACUAGACUAUAUAUAUAUAAAUACGGACACGACUAUAAGGAAAUAAAAAAAAGAAACAAG